This is a messenger RNA of Babjeviella inositovora NRRL Y-12698, 1798 nucleotides long. RefSeq lists its product as uncharacterized. The transcript has a single exon. Gene Ontology annotation, cellular component: nucleus. The record is from RefSeq and is a predicted model, not a curated record. The coding region runs from base 200 to 1627 and encodes 475 amino acids. Gene Ontology annotation, biological process: regulation of transcription by RNA polymerase II. Gene Ontology annotation, molecular function: DNA-binding transcription factor activity, RNA polymerase II-specific; RNA polymerase II cis-regulatory region sequence-specific DNA binding. Lineage: Eukaryota; Fungi; Ascomycota; Pichiomycetes; Serinales.
CGUGGAUCCCAGGCACAGGGCUGCGGAAUUUGAAUGGCAAAUAACACAGCGCAAACGACAAACCGUUUUUCAUAUAUAACACAUUCAACAUCUAGCACUACUAGUGUUUCUAUUAGACAACAGCUAUUCAACUAUUCCUACGCUAAUAUCAACCACACGCUAUAUCGCUACUCGCUUUUAUCAGACUAUUACCAAUACCAUGUCAGGCCAGAUAGUAAGGGAUGUUUCCGCGUAUAUAGCCAAGGAGGCGCCCCGCGGGCUCACCGUAGGUGUGCUAGCGAUGGUGCUUUUCGCUGGCUACCGCUACUUCCUCAAGACCCCCAAGAAGAGACCUGAUAGCCAAGACAUUUUCCCAUCCACCUUUGCCAACGAUAAGACCUUGGAAGAGUCUUCCGUCCAAGCGUGUGCCAUGAACACCAAUCUGUACGAGCACUGGACCCCGUCACUUUUCGGCCACCCCCAACAGCAACAGGCGCCUGUUCAGAUGCCCCCACAGAGCCAGGCCGUUCCCGACUUCCUAGACUUCGACUGGGAGAUUCCUGGUUUGGAAGUUGAUUUCAGAUAUGCCGCGGCGCAAACACCGCUUGCAACCCAACCACCGCAGCUCGCCAGCCAGCCGCUUCCACAUCCAGAAGAGCAGCCAUUUUGCCUUGACGACGAGUUAUUCCUCUACCACACGAACUGGAAAAACCAGCCCCAACCGGCGACCAACGAUAUCUACCCUACGUACGAGGAAGCUGCCUCGGCAUUUGCCAUGUUCGAACCGCGCUACGCCAACGUGUCUCCCCACUCCACCGAAACUUCUCCGUCCUCUUCCCACGAAGACUACACCAUAGUUUCGUCUGAGUCGUCCACCACAUCCACCCCCCAGGCGAAGCCUGAGAAAGCGAAGCAGACCAGAAUGAACGCCAAGGCGGACUCUGUUUGCACCAAAUCAGAUUUUGACUCUGCGGACGAUUUUGGCUCCGACGAUGAUGGCUUGGCUUCGGGAGACGGCUCGGCUUCCGGUUCCGACGUGUAUGCCUGCCAGAUGUGUCCUGCAGAGUUUCGCGUGCGCGGCUACUUGACGCGCCACAUGAAGAAGCACUCCACCAAGAAGGCGUACACAUGCCCAUUCUUCAGCGACAAUGCGCGUGUCAAGUGCCACGCGCACGGUGGGUUCUCGCGCCGCGACACCUACAAGACACAUCUCAAGUCGCGCCACUUUACAUACCCUCCCGGGACAAAGUGCGGCAGCAGGGGUGACGUUUCUGGCUGGUGCGGGCUUUGCGGAAAGGAGUACAAGGACAACGAGCUCUGGGUCGAGUUACACAUCGAGACGGGAGAGUGUGGUGGCUUGCCAAGUGGAUUUGUGGGGAAGCUGCGUUUGGUGAAGAAGAUGAUCAGAAGCGAGAAAUUGAAGUUGAAGAGAGCUAGAAAAGAAAAGAGAAUGGAGUUGGCCAAGGCCGGUUUGGGUAAGGCUAUUAAGACCGAGAGCCCUGGUAACCAGCUCCAGGGGUUCAGCCAGGAACAGAUUCGUCACGAACCUGCUUUCCAUGCUCAGCAGUUCCAUCUGCAACCCCUUCAAACGCAUCCGCAGUUCUUUGAUGCCCAGCAGCGGUUCCAACAGUUUGAUGUGUGCACGUAGAUUCGUCCACCCUGCAUGCCGAACCUUUAUGGCUUCUGCCUUCUAUUCAUUUCUCGGUCUUUAUUUAUUUCUGGUUUUCUUGGUGCAUUUGUGUAUUUCGGUUCUUUAUUUGUAUAAUGCUAUAUUUGUGAACGACUUUAAACAUUUAAUCAUAAGCAAUUAGGACGUCAG